AUCUCCUUUUUGGCUUGCCCGCUGAAAGUGUUUCAAGGACUUUUUCUCGACUUCGAUCCUUCCUGGAACCCACUCAAGAUGGCUUCCGCAAGGUUUCGGCGCGCCUUCCAGUACCCAGAUGAUUCGGGAGAUGAUCAGUAUGCUCGCGAGGAGCUGGAUGAAGAAGAGCAAGAACGCGUAAUUCAAAACCUCAAAAGACUGAACAAUAGGCGAAACUCAGAAUAUAGCAUCAUCUUCACUACCGUUCCCAUUUUCUCCGCAGCCAUAUACAUGCCACUCGUGCUUUCCAGUUCAUCUACCAAUCCUGACCGGUGCUUGGCCCUCACGAGUAUGCUGUCUUUAUUGACAACCGCCUUCACCAUGAGGUAUUCACCACACUCGAAUGGCCACUCCCAAACUCAACAACCUCUUUCGCUCAUCAAUGCAGUGCUCUGCGUUCUAUUGGUGCUUAUUCAUUUUGCAUAUUUGCCCCGAGAAUCAUGGCUCAGCACCGAGCUGAUCACAUCCUUGAUGCCUGGAGCGAUGUUAGCAACUAUCUCGGUGGCACGCAGAAUUAUGUCGUCCGUUGACAUCAAGGGUCUUGAGACCCUUCGAUAUGAUUACAAAGGAGCCUAAAUUAUCUCGUCAUGUCUUUCUAUUCAAGACCUUGGGAUCUGCCAUUGACACUUACUACUCAUACCAUAUUACAUACCCUGACGGGGUUUGGAGAAGUGGACAAAGGUACUGAGUACUAAGAAGAGCACUGAAUCUAAAUGAAUUGAGUUAAGACCAUGGAGUUCAAUUUUCAGGUCAAACCAAGCCCUAGGUACAUUAUGGUUGAUGUUGAGGUUGAGGUUCGAUUUAAUCUCUCUCCCAUCCUUUCCUGCAUCACUUCCUUCGCUGUUUCACCCCUUCCUUGCAGGCACCAAUGGUUGAAUUUAGGAAUCUUACAUUCAAAUAUUCUCUCACCGUUGUACAAUCAUAGGUCAGAACUCCGGACACCUGAAU
Messenger RNA from Aspergillus saccharolyticus JOP 1030-1, 987 nucleotides. RefSeq lists its product as uncharacterized. The transcript has 4 exons. NCBI's taxonomy places the organism in Eukaryota, Fungi, Ascomycota, Eurotiomycetes, Eurotiales, Aspergillaceae. The record is from RefSeq and is a predicted model, not a curated record. Bases 79 to 615 code for a protein of 178 amino acids.